Molecule: messenger RNA, 2154 nt
Organism: Electrophorus electricus (electric eel)
Lineage: Eukaryota; Metazoa; Chordata; Actinopteri; Gymnotiformes; Gymnotidae
Gene: dhrs3b
Product: dehydrogenase/reductase (SDR family) member 3b
Biological process (GO): regulation of retinoic acid receptor signaling pathway; retinoid metabolic process
Cellular component (GO): lipid droplet
Molecular function (GO): all-trans-retinol dehydrogenase (NAD+) activity
Source: RefSeq, a predicted model, not a curated record
CACUCCCGUGGCGGGGCAUGCCUUCGGUGAGCCGCUGCAAGACGUGGGCACAGUUCAGCUGUGCUUACACAUCCUGCGUCGAUGCGAAGUACAGUUUUAACCUUAUACUGCUCGCAUGUUUCUUCUAAAAAGAUGUGCGCUCUGGCUAUAACAUCAAAGACGACCGCUGGUUGCAAAGGCAACAGAAGCGCUAGUGGUGGGACGUCGGUGAGGAGGUGCACAGAGGCAGCCGAAAACAGCCACUCACAGGACACUAAGUAAAGAAAUACUCCUUGGCUGUCAAUCAGGAUUAAUCCGCACUUUAAAACUGCUAUCAGAGCCCAGAUAGUGUCAUAGCUGUAUUCUCGCUCUCGGAGAGGUGAUAACGUAAAGGCACUGUGCGUUCCGACUGGCGCCACCAGCGCUCGGAGGCGCACACUUGUCGCUGUGGGACCACCAGCUCGCUGACAGCGCUGAAGGACUGAACUAUUUCCAACCGGCUGAUUUAUAACCGAGAAUCGGCUGAUUUAUAACCGAGAACAACUGUAUUAUCUCCCUUUCUCGGGCAGAACAGGGUUCGAAAAUGAAAGAGGCUCUUCUCUGACUGUAACCUUGGUACGCUAUUUAGAAAAGGUUGGCGAAUAAUUCGCGAGUGCGCCAGUGUCGGCAGAUAGACGGUGCGUUUUUGUAUGUUUGUUUGUUUUUUUUGUUUUUGUUUUUUCCCUCGAAGCGUGAACCCCAAAGCCACAGUUCACUUUGAGCCGGAGGCGUAAAGGCGGAUCGGUUUCAGAGAGCGCUGUCAGAACAGGACCGGGUCGUUCGCAUCGGGCAGCGAUGGAUAUGAGAAGUGUGAGCUCCGUGCUGCUGUUGCCUUUUCAGAUCCUCUACUACACCGUCAAGGCAACUUUGCGCUUCUUCCUACCGAACAGCCGGAGGAACCUGUCCGGGGAUGUCGUGCUGAUCACCGGCGGGGGACGCGGCAUCGGUCGUCACCUGGCCAGGGAGUUCGCCAGGUGUGGAGCUAAAAAGUUGAUCCUGUGGGGCCGCACUGAGAAGUGUCUGAAGGAGACAUGUGAGGAGAUAGCCCUCCUGGGGACAGAGUGCCACUACUUUGUGUGCGACGUGGCCAAUCGAGAAGAAGUUUAUAACCAAGCCAAGGUGAUACGAGAAAAGGUCGGGGACGUGACGAUCCUGGUGAACAACGCUGCAGUUGUGCAUGGGAAGAGCUUAAUGGAUAGCGACGAUGAUGCCCUGCUGAAGUCUCAGCACAUCAACACAAUGGGACAGUUCUGGACUACAAAGGCCUUCUUGCCGCGCAUGCUGGAGUUGCAGAACGGCCACGUGGUCUGUGUGAACUCCAUCCUUUCUCUGUCGCCCAUACCCGGCACCAUAGACUACUGCACCUCCAAGGCCUCUUCUCUGGCCUUCAUGGAGAGCCUGGCCCUGGGCUUGCUGGACUGUCCUGGAGUUGGCUGCACCACGGUUCUCCCCUUCCACACCAACACGGAGAUGUUCCAGGGCAUGAGAGUGAGGUUUCCCAGACUCUUUCCACCCCUCAAGCCAGAGAUGGUUGCUCAGAGGACAGUGGAUGCAGUGAGGACCGGCACAGCUUUCAUCUAUCUCCCAUGGACCAUGCACAUUCUGGUUAUUCUCAAAAGCAUCUUGCCCCAGCAUGCUCUAGAGGAGAUCCAUAAGUUCUCAGGAGCCUACACGUGCAUGCACACUUUCAAGGGACGGACAUAAGAACACGCACAACGUGAAGAGAGAUUCCCGGGUAAUGCUGAAGCUGGUCUGUGUUCCAUACCUGCGCGCUUGGCACCACUGUUGACAAAGGAAAGUCCACGAAAGACGGAGACUGGCGUCCUUACUGCGCUUCGCUGUUACCCAGAUGGGAGCACAGAUAGAGAAAUGAAGCGACACACUGCUGCACAUAGGGUUGGGGCAGCAAGACUGACCUCUGGUCAGCUCUUACACCCAACGUGUGUUUCUGAACUGUUCACCCAUGCUGAACACAGAUGGGUCAAAAAAGAAAAAAGAAAAAAACUGACACGGCUUCACGGCCACCACUGUUCUGCUUUUGUAAUCAACCUUUUUUUUUUUAAUAUUAGUCUGUUUUUAAUGAACUAAUGAAAUUGUAAGUUCCAUGUUUGAAUAAAGGGAAAUGUUUGGAUCCAA